UAAAAAUAAAAAUUGUCCUAAGUUAUAAUCUGAUAAAAUAUCAUUUCGAUUGAAUAUUCACUCCUUUUUAUUACCUCGAUCAGUUCUGCAAUAUUCGCCUCAAAAUUCUGUAACUUCUCCAAAGGAAAUGAACGCUCAGUUGAAUUCCACACCGGAUUUCAUUCAAGAGAACGCCGCCGGCAGUGAUUCCGACUCGAACCCGGACGAUUCGCUGGAAUAUUACGAGCCAAUCUCUUCCACCGCUGAUGACGAUGAUUUGCAGAUCUCCGAUCAGAUUCCAAAUCAUGUUCAGAACUCCGAUGAUGAAGAGUGCGACGAAUCUAGUUAUUUUCAUCGCCUCCCUAAUGGCUAUGCGAAUUGCGUAGAAAACGAGAUAUCAUCACUGGAUCUAAGUGACGAGGAUGGUGAACAUAAGAGUGAGGUUGAAGAAGAGGAGGAGAGAAUAAGAGCGGCGUCUGAUACUGCUGUACGGAGAGCGUUCAGAGAGGAUGAGAGCCGUCGCAACACUCCAUUGACGACGGAGAGUGCAACGAGAGUAAUGGAAGCCAUGCGUAGGAUUUCUUUUGGUGGAGUGGCUCCUGAUUGGACCAGCCAAGUUCCGGAGGAUCAGUGGAUCGAUCAUCUACAAAGAUUGAGACGUCCACCUGCUACUACCUCGACGAACUGAAACCGAUUUGCCAUUAAUUAGUAAUUGCGUGAGCUUUACUGCUUUAAUAUUUUUUGUUGUAGCUCAACUACGGAUGUGCUAGCUAUUGUUGUUAAUUGUUAAAAACUAAGUUGUGGUUAAACCUUUCUAGCCUUCUAAGGUCAUGAAUAUGCUUUAGGAUUUUUGCUGGAAAUAGAUUUCUUAAUGUAUGAUGUUUGGUGGUCAAACAUAAAAUACUGGUACUAUUUUCCCCCUCUCAAUAUCAGUGUCAUUGUUCUAAUGGGAACAUAUGUCUUUUAUUA
Molecule: messenger RNA, 948 nt
Organism: Solanum tuberosum (potato)
Lineage: Eukaryota; Viridiplantae; Streptophyta; Magnoliopsida; Solanales; Solanaceae
Exons: 2
Coding region: 128-667 (179 amino acids)
Source: RefSeq, a predicted model, not a curated record